AUGCGUCUUCCCUACGUUCAAGACCCUCCACAAACAAGUACAGCCCAGGAAGCUCGGAUUCUCGCAGACAUCCAAGCCCGACGCGGUCCAAACCCGCUUCUCCCUCUGGAUUUAGCUCUACUGCACUCUUUCCCUAUCGCAGAAGGAUGGAACUCAUUCUUUGGGGCAAUCAGAACACAAUCUAUUCUGUCAGCUACGGUUCGAGAGCUUGCAAUCUGCCGGGUUGCGGUAGUGAAUGGCGCCUUGUUUGAAUGGGAGCAACACGCUCCGUUACUACGCAAGAGUGGAAUCAGUGAUGAGGUGCUGGAUAUCAUCAAAGAUGCAGAAAUUGACUUUUCGAACGAAUCACUCUCCGCCUUUUUGAGCCCCGAGCACAGAAUCGUGCUGAGAUAUACGGAUGCCAUGACAAAGACGAUCAAAGUCCCAGAUGAGGUGUUCGACGGUCUCAAAUCCCUCUUUAAGCCUCAGGAGGUCCUCGAAAUGACGACCACCAUUGCAGGGUACAACUGUGUUAGCCGGAUUUUGGUAGCUUUGGAUAUUGGGGAAAGAAACCAGGGGGCUGAUGAUUGGCUCGCAUCCAGAAGCCGUUGUCUUGAUUCUUGUCAGUUGUGA
Messenger RNA from Penicillium salamii, 612 nucleotides. Lineage: Eukaryota; Fungi; Ascomycota; Eurotiomycetes; Eurotiales; Aspergillaceae. The record is from the annotation of a GenBank genome assembly.